CCUCUGCUUGUUUUCAUUCUUCUCGCAUCUAAAGGAAUAACAAGCAUCAAGCCAAGAACUCCCUCUGUGUCCUCUCUCCGUUUCUCUCUUUCUUUUCUUUAUUAAUACUAUCUUUUCUUGGUUUCACCUUUUGUAAUUGCAUUCUUGUUGGUUUUUUCCAACAAAUCUUUCAAAAAUACCCACCACACAUUGUUUGUCCUACUUCACCAUGGAGACAUUCAUUAAGGACUAUGACAAGAUUUUAAAAAAGCAGCGGGCAUUGGAGACGAAUGACCCUCUGGACCGCCUUAUUGCAGUCGUUAACGAGGCAAAGGAAAAAAUCCAAAAUGGCCCUGAAUCGGUGAAUGCUUCCUUGGCAACGCUCAGCAAGGCAAUCAAGACCGUCUCCAAUGGCAUUUCUGAAGAACAAAAGGAGCUUCAGAGCGCAUUGACUAAAUACUCAAAAGCAAUUGACAAGAAAUUCGUGGCGGACAUGAUGGGAACCAUAAAUCCUCAUGCGUUUGACAAUAAAGAGAAAAUCCUCAGAAAUACGAUAGCCAUGCACUUUAUUCGACAAGGGAAUUUUGAGGUCGGAGAUGCAUUUGCGAAGGAAGCUGGUUUAACAAUACCGGAUGCGAUGCGUCAUCAAUUUGUUGAAAUGUUUGAUAUCCAUGCGGCAUUGAAGGAGAAUAAUUUGGAACCUGCACUGCUGUGGGCUACACGUCACAGGAGCGAGUUAGAGAAACGACCCAGUACGCUCGAGUUUAAAUUGCAUCGUCAAAGAUACCUGCAGCUGCUGCAGAACAAACAAACACAGGAGGCUAUUGUAUAUGCGCGCAAAAACUUUGGCUACUUUGGAGAACGCCAUACGCAAGAGAUUCUUCGUCUUAUGGGUUGUAUUGCCUAUAUGGAUCGCAUUGAGACAUCACCAUAUGCCGACCUCAUUACACCCAGCUUUAGUGAUGAUAUUCAACAUAUGUUCACACGAGACUUUUGCAGCCUCAUCGGUCUGCCUUGCGAGAGUCCACUCUAUGUUAGUGUAACCGUGGGUACUCAAGCCCUACCAACUAUCAAUAAGAUGGUGGCAAUCAUGAAGGCCAAGAAGACUGAAUGGAGCCAGCAGAGCGAGCUUCCAGUUGAGAUCAACUUGACGGACAAUACGAAAUUUCAUUCAAUCUUUGCCUGCCCUGUGUCAAAGGAGCAAGCUACAGAGGAGAAUCCACCCAUGAUGAUGGUCUGUGGCCAUGUCAUUUGUAAGGAGAGUUUGGUGAAACUCGGACGUGGAAAUGCAAACCAACGAUUCAAAUGUCCUUAUUGUCCUACAGAGUCCAUGAUUUCUCAGGCCAAGAAUGUGUUCUUUUAGAAUUGAU
Lobosporangium transversale is the source of this 1349-nucleotide messenger RNA. Its product is annotated as CTLH/CRA C-terminal to lish motif domain-domain-containing protein. NCBI's taxonomy places the organism in Eukaryota, Fungi, Mortierellomycota, Mortierellomycetes, Mortierellales, Mortierellaceae. The record is from RefSeq and is a predicted model, not a curated record. The transcript has 9 exons. Bases 209 to 1342 code for a protein of 377 amino acids. Gene Ontology annotation, cellular component: GID complex; cytoplasm; nucleus. Gene Ontology annotation, molecular function: ubiquitin protein ligase activity. Gene Ontology annotation, biological process: proteasome-mediated ubiquitin-dependent protein catabolic process.